Messenger RNA from Paramecium sonneborni, 695 nucleotides. Lineage: Eukaryota; Ciliophora; Oligohymenophorea; Peniculida; Parameciidae. The record is from the annotation of a GenBank genome assembly.
UAAAAUAUGACUGAUCACCCAUACUUAAGUCUCUCUAAAGUCAAGAGUUCUCACUCUCAUCAUGGGUACCACAAGAAGCUGAUAUUGCAGGUAGAUGAAGAUGAGUAACAACAUUUACCUAUGUUUCGUCAAAAUACUAGCAAGAGCAGAAAUCUAGAGAAGGGAACCUUAUCUAGAUCUAAAAUACAGAAUCUUGCUUAAUUAUAAGAUAUGUUUAAGUAAUUUAAACAUUUUAAAUGCUCGCUCUAAUCUUAGAGUCCUGCUAUUUAAAUGAUGAAAUCAAGUAAAAUUUCUAAGAAACCUCAAUAAUAAUCGAAAAGCACUAUAGAUGCAAAGGAGGCCUCUUUUGAAGAUAAAUAGAAAGUGAUGAAUUAAGCAAGGAAAACAAUGUUUCGAAUAGUGAUGGAUAAUAAGUUGCGGAGUUAAUCAAUAAAGGAUUAUGGAUUUAAUUUAAGACCUUUAUUCAAUUAAGUAAUAGAGAAAAACGAUAGUGUUUUAGAAUAGAAGAGUAAUAUUAGUAUAGCUAGCUAGUUCAGGAACAAAGAUAAGAAAAAAGGAAAUCUGACUUAUUUUCAAGAAGUCCAUUCUCGAAUGCUUACUAUGCGACCAAGGCUCUUUCUAAGAGAUCUCGUAUGAAUGUAUACGAACGUUUAGCACAAAAUCUACCUGCUGAUUCACGAUUCCACUACGAAUGA